Molecule: messenger RNA, 1989 nt
Organism: Emiliania huxleyi CCMP1516
Lineage: Eukaryota; Haptophyta; Isochrysidales; Noelaerhabdaceae
Exons: 1
Coding region: 28-1989 (653 amino acids)
Source: RefSeq, a predicted model, not a curated record
CACAUCCAACGCCUCGGCACGACGCACAUGGAGCCCGUUCUGCGCGUCACCUCCGCAUCCGCGACGCCUGGUACCGUCCGGAGAGGCCACGGCCUGCACGUUCAGAUCAGCACCGACCUCCGGCGACAGGCCGCGCCGCUCUCCGCUCUCCGCAUCACGCUCGUCGGCCCGGCGCUCGCCGGACAGCGCGCGGCCAUCCGAGUGCUCGCGCCCACGCUGCUUCCGUUCCGGCUGACGCACGUCCGCGGCGCGCACACGCUGAGCGCGCGCUCCUCAACGACGACCGAUCUCGAUUUCACGCUCGGCGCGAAGCAGCUCUCGCACGCGGCCCUCUUCAGCCUGGUGGACACGGCCGUCGAAGCGGGCGACCCGGUCUUUCUCAUCGAGCUGCUGUGCGAGUGCGACGGCACGGGGACGAUGCCGCUCGCGCAGAUCCCCACGCGCGCUUCGCUCAUUCGCGCGUCGCUCAGCGCGGGUGGCGAUGCUUCCAUCGUCGCGCCGGGCGGCGUGCCCGCGUCGCUGGCCCGGCAGGCGGAUCGGCAGCGCCGUGGCUCGGUGCUGCGCUCGCUCUACAUCUGGCUGCGCUGGUGGGUCUGGGCGCUCGCGUACACGGCCCUCUGCUCGGCGCUGUGCGUCGCCCCCGCCCCGACGCUAGCGUGGCUGCCUGCGCGCGCCUCCGGCGGCCUGCUGCUGAAGGGACAGGCGGACCUGGCGCCGGGAGGGCUGUCGCCUCUCGCGCGCGUGCUUCCACCCGUGCCGGCCUCGCCGCACGCCGCCUUCGUCCUGGGCGGGCUUGCGCAACGGGUGGAGGCCGCCAUGGCCGCCGCCGCUGCCUCUGACAAUGGGACGGCGGCGGUGCCAGCGCUGCCGGAGGCGGUGCCGCCGCUGCUCAAGCGCGCCGCGGGGCUGGUGGGCCGGGCCGCCCUCUCGCUUGAUGAACUGCGUGCCGUCGAGGCGCGCCUGCACGAGGUGGAGCACCAACGCGGCGUGAUAGCGCGCGUGGGCGGCGCCUUCACCUUCAUCAACCUCGUCUGGCUGCUCUCGAUUGUGGGCAUCGCCGUCUCGGUCGGCCCGUCGCUCGUGCACGCGCUCACGCCGCUGCGCGAGCAGCUGCUCCGCCUCGCGCGCUGGCUCUUCCGCCGCGUCAUCGAGCCGCUCUGCGUCCGGCUGCACGUCUACGGCGUCUUCGAGGCGGCGGCGUGGCUCUUCACGGCCGCGCUGCUUCUCGACGCGUUCGCCGUCUUCCACCCGGAAGCGGCGGUGUUCGUGGCCGCCACGUCGGCCGCGCUCGCGCUUGGGCCCUGCUUCGGCUACUCCUCCGCCCUGUGGGCCGCCAAGCUCAAGGGCGGCGACCGCGAGGCGCUCUGCUCGCUGGUGAGCGCGUGGGCGUGCGCGACGCUCACGCCGCUCGCCCUCGCGCACGCCUCGCCGCUGCUCGCCUACCUCGCGACCUUUGCCGCGUACAGCGCGCUCGGCUUCUCGGUGGGCUGCCGCGGCCUCUGCUGGGUCGUCGGCUUCCACUCGAAGCGCGCCGUCGAGCGCGUGUGCGCCACCUCGGCGCUGCUGCUCGCCUCGCACCUGGCGGUGCGCGAGGCGCGAGGCCGUGCCGCCCUCGGCCCGUUCGACUCGCCGCUCAGCGUGGUGGGCGCGCUCACGCUCUACCUCGCGCUGCUCAUCGUCUCGUCGCUCUACUACGAGCGCGGCCGCCGCGCCGAGAAGAGGACGCGCUACGCGCUGCUCAACCUCGCCACGAUGGCGGCGCUGCUGCUCGGCGCGGCCGGCGGGUGGGUGUGCGGCGUGCCCGGCCUCGCCAACACGGCGACCACCUUCACCGUGCUCUGGCUGGUCGAGAAGUACGCUGAGCUGCACCUCGAGGCGCGGUGGAACGGCUGGUUCCUGCUGCUGCUCCUCUCCCUCAGCGCGUACAAGGGUGCGCUGUGGAUGCACGACCACCCGGCGUUUGUCGCGUCGAUGUUUGGAUCGUCGUGA